Molecule: messenger RNA, 1287 nt
Organism: Colletotrichum higginsianum IMI 349063
Lineage: Eukaryota; Fungi; Ascomycota; Sordariomycetes; Glomerellales; Glomerellaceae
Exons: 2
Coding region: 1-1287 (428 amino acids)
Source: RefSeq, a predicted model, not a curated record
AUGAGCGAACCGUCUGUACCAGCGUCCGUGCCUGCGGCAUCUGACCUGGAGCUACGGAAGAACGAGGUCAUCCGCAAAUUGGCCGCUCAUCUGCCCGACGACGACGACGCCGAUUUCAUCCGUCUCAAGAAGCUCAACAUCGUCGAAAAGCUCUUGGCCUCGUUAGAAGACCCCAACAUGAACCCCUUUCACUUGAACGAGAUCGAAAGCUUCCACAGCCACCCGCCGCUGAGGCCCGCUCCAGCGUUCCUGGACGACGUCAACCAGCGGCUUCAACUAUUGAGGGACAUCAAAAGCACCACGAUGAAACGCGAAGAUGAUUCUAGUCUCCCAUGGCAAUGCUUGCCGGCUGCUUUCAUUACAAUCAAUGUGUGGGCUGCCUUCAUAGCGGCUCCGAUUGAAGCUUUGCAGGCCCUGCUGGGGCGCAUGAAGAAUGGCGAAAUGCUUUAUGAGCAUUUGCGCGAAGGUUUAAAGUCCAUAGAAUGCAACCUCCCUACCAUUAUUCAAAUCAACCUCGGAGGCCAACUUCCGUCGCAACCCCCAGCCUCGCAAUCUUCACAAAGCUCUGGUCCUCAAGCUUCCCCAUCCAUUUCCUCAACGCUUCGUUGCUCAACGGGCACCCACGUGGCAUACAAUUUGACCUCCACCGCCAUCUCUCACGUCUCAGUUUACUGCAGCAAGCUUUCGUGCCUGGGGUCCAUUUGGGGAUGGGCUCGAAUCGAGAGAUACCAGCGGCAACAUGGAUACGAUGAACAUAAAGAAAUCGUCACUGAUAGACCCUCAAGUAUGAUCUUCUUUGACUCCACUGUUCAACACCGCUGGAAAAAAACACAGAUAGCGUUUGAGCCUGUCCAGAAGCCUGACGACCACACCGUUCGCGUCCGUCUUCAUCUCCUCCAGGACACAAAGCUCAGAUGCACAUGGGACGGACAGAGACCGGGUGAACGGCAGGAUACGUUCCAGUGGCGGAAUGACCUGGCAACGGACCCCAGAAAGUUUCUCGACCCGUUUGUCAACGACAAGUCCGUCACUGAAGGACCGCUAGAGAUUCGGGUGGGCUCUUCCGUUACGCAGCACAUCGUCCGAGACGGGUACGUUUUCGACAUCACGUCAGAGGAUCCGGCACUCCUUCCAAACUACGACGUGCUCGAUCUACAGUAUAGAAUCGAGUUGAUGGCCGCGUUGGUCGGCGCUGGCGAGGGCUGUGGCGAUACUGUAUCUAGCUCUACUACAGAAUGGGAGGGUGAUCUGUCACUGGCAUCGGGAUACAGUCACGAAGACUUUUGA